Messenger RNA from Juglans microcarpa x Juglans regia, 390 nucleotides. RefSeq lists its product as uncharacterized. The coding region runs from base 1 to 390 and encodes 129 amino acids. Lineage: Eukaryota; Viridiplantae; Streptophyta; Magnoliopsida; Fagales; Juglandaceae. The transcript has a single exon. The record is from RefSeq and is a predicted model, not a curated record.
AUGGCACAAUUUAGAGGAGCCUUGGAGAGUAAUGAGUUGUAUGAUGUAGGCUAUGUGGGGAAUCUUUUCACUUGGAGUAACAGACACUCAGAUCACACAUUCACAAAGGAAAGGCUGGAUCGUUACUUGAUGAGUGCAAAAUGGGAGGGUAUGUUUAGAGAGGUGGUGGUGGAAGGCUUAGUUGCAAGAAGUUCUGACCAUAAGCCAAUGUUGCUGUCUUUUGUGGAAGGUGAAAGAAGGCUAAAUAAGAGAGGUUUUGUCUUCAGGUUUGAAGCUAGCUGGUUGAAAGAUGAGGAGUGCAAGAGCUUGGUUGAAGGGGCCUGGUCUAAAAAGGUGCAGUCAAGUAAACCAAUAGAAAAAGGUGCAAAAGUUAUUGAGGAUAUGCGGUGA